Molecule: messenger RNA, 1869 nt
Organism: Closterium sp. Naga37s-1
Lineage: Eukaryota; Viridiplantae; Streptophyta; Zygnematophyceae; Desmidiales; Closteriaceae
Source: the annotation of a GenBank genome assembly
AUGGUGCUCGAGUCGCCCGACCCGCGCGUUAAGAUCGCCGUCACCCACGCCGCGCACCGCUUGCUCGCCAGCGGCGCGGCGGCCGCAGACGAGUCGGCUGCGGUAGGCAGUCAGGCGGCGGAGGCGGCGGCGGCGGCGGUUGGCGUGGCGACUGCCCCUCCGAAACCCGCGCGGCCGGCGCGGCCAGAGCUGGUUCACCCGCGGGCAAUCCCCAAGCCUGGCCCCUCCUCCCCGUUACCCUGGCCAGCGCACAUGCUGCACAACCUAGCCCACGUGGAAUUGAACGCCAUCGACCUGGCAUGGGACACUGUUGUCAGAUUCUCCGCUCAAGGGGCGGAGGGGGAGUGGGGGGAGGAAGUGGGUCGAGGGGGGUUGGAGCAGGGGGAGAGGGGGGACGAAGAGCGGGGACGAGAAGAGGGAGAGGGGGAGGAGGAGGGGAGAAGGGAGAGCUUGGAGCAAUCGUGGAAGCUUCCACGUCAGUUCUUUUUGGACUUUGUACACGUGGCAGAUGAUGAGAGCAGACACCUGGCAUGGUGCCUGCAGCGACUGGAAGAGAUGGGGCACAGGUGGGAUGUGGUGCAUGCAGGUGGGGUGCGAUUUAGGUGGGGUGCGAUUCAGGUGGGAUGCGGUGCAGGUGGGAUGCGGUGCAGGUGGGAUGCGGUGCAGGUGGGAUGCGGUGCAGGUGGGAUGCAGUGCAGCUACGGUGACAUGCCAGCUCACAACCUGCUCUGGAGGGACUGCGAGAAGUCGGCCAAUCAUGUGCAAGACAGGCUGGCAGUCAUUCCCAUGGUGCAGGAGGCGAGGGGGUUGGACGCGGGGCCGCGGCUGGUGGAGCGGCUGGUGGGGUUGGGAGACAACAGGAGUGCCGCGGUGGUGGCCAAGAUAGCACAGGAGGAGGUGGCACACGUGGCAGUCGGGGUGGCAUGGUUUGUCUGGGUGUGCGAGCGCAUGGGGGUUGACCCACAGACGUCGUUCACAAGUGUGAUUCGCUCCCUGUGUGCCAAUGGCGUGAAAGGGCCGUUCAACCAUGCCGCUCGUGCCUCUGCUGGCCUGCCACGCCAUUGGUACGACCCCCAACAACCCGCCACUGCUGCCCCACUCAAUACAGUCACAUCCAGCUCUGCUGCUGACACACCUGCUUCAGUCACACCUGUUGCACUCACAUCAGCUCAUGGCCCUUCAUUGGAUUCAUCUGGAGUAGUAGGAGGGGUAAAGGAGGGAACUGGAGUGAUGGUGGAAAAACGGCGCUCGGGGCAGCAAGAAGUGGGCAAGAAAUGGAGAAAGCUGAUGAGCGGGCAGGUGAACCGGGCAGCCCGGGAAAAGAUGCGAGAUCAGCUGCAGAGGAAGGCAGCUCGCAUCGAAGACCACAUCCAACGGUGCGAACGGCUCCUCCAAUCAGACAGCGCCACAUCAUCAUCAUCCACCUCGUCCCUUUCGACAUCAGAAGAAGCGCGUUCCUCACCAGCUGAUUCUCUCGAAGCUCCGUUCCCCGCCUCCUCUGCCUCCUCUGCCUCCUCUGCCUCCUCUGCCUCCUCUGCCUCCUCUUCCUCCUCUGCCUCAUCCUCCCUGAUCUCCACCUCAUUAUCACUUCCAGUCUCACCUUCCCUUUCGGAAUCGGCAUCCAAUCGCCCAUCGCCUUUGGGUGCCUCCCAAAACGCCAUGCCUUUGCCCUCAUCGUCCCAUCACCGAUCGGCCCCUCAGCCACAGCUUUUAGAGAGUGUUGAGAAAGAGAACUCCUCGUCGCAUCCCCCUUACAAGCUGUCUCCUCAAGUGAAACAGGACUUGAAGCAGCAGCAGAGUCAUUCCCUGAAGCAGCUCUCAGAGGUGCACCGUCGCUUGGCCCUGCUCAUCUCCUUUGAGGACCGCUGA